Messenger RNA from Verticillium alfalfae VaMs.102, 327 nucleotides. RefSeq lists its product with no specific name. The transcript has a single exon. The coding region runs from base 1 to 327 and encodes 108 amino acids. The record is from RefSeq and is a predicted model, not a curated record. NCBI's taxonomy places the organism in Eukaryota, Fungi, Ascomycota, Sordariomycetes, Glomerellales, Plectosphaerellaceae.
AUGGCCACAAUUGCGUACGACCCUCUCCCCCAGCUCCGCGGUACCCAGAACUACCGCGUCUGGAAGGCAAGAAUGCACCAGGUCCUCGCGUCACAAGGCCUCAUCGACCGCUUGCAGAGCAAUGGCUCUUACUACGACUCGUCCGCUCAGCACCUUGAUGCGCUCGCCCUGCAGGCAGCGGAGCAGAGGGCAUUCGCCUUGCUUCUUGCUAGCAUUUCUGAUCAAGUCCUCGAGAGACUGCUAUACUUGGGCUGGAGCAGCGACUCGCGAAAUGCGUUUCUCCUGUGGAAGGCGGUCGAAGAACUUAGCGCCAGGGGCAUGCUUUGA